This is a messenger RNA of Chiloscyllium plagiosum (whitespotted bambooshark), 384 nucleotides long. NCBI's taxonomy places the organism in Eukaryota, Metazoa, Chordata, Chondrichthyes, Orectolobiformes, Hemiscylliidae. The record is from RefSeq and is a predicted model, not a curated record.
AGAUUUAAAGCUCGACAACCUGUUGUUGGAUAGUGAUGGCUAUGUCAAGAUUGCCGACUUUGGUCUUUGUAAAGAGGGUAUGGGUUUUGGAGACCGAACAAGCACAUUCUGCGGCACCCCUGAAUUUCUUGCUCCAGAAGUACUAACAGAAACCUCAUACACAAGGGCAGUGGAUUGGUGGGGACUUGGUGUCCUUAUCUAUGAAAUGUUGGUUGGUGAGUCGCCAUUUCCUGGGGAUGAUGAAGAGGAAGUGUUUGAUAGCAUUGUAAAUGAUGAAGUACGAUAUCCAAGAUUCUUAUCUACAGAUUCCAUCUCCAUCAUGAGAAGGGUAUGUUUCAAGCAUUGAUUUAAUUUAAGAACAAAAGUUAAGUUUACUUUUACAAA